UUGACAGAUCAUAUGGUUAAGCUGUGAUUACAUUGUAAAUGAAGAUUUUGUUUGAUUGUAUAAGACAUAAACCAUAUAAAAAAAAAUGGAAAAUGAUAGCCCUGUAAUAUACGGACUUGAAUUUCAAACAAGGGCAUUAUCAGCUCAAACAGCAGAAACAGAUAUUGUUAGAUUUUUGGUAGGAACACAGUCAUUGAAAUUUAAUAACAAUCAAGUUCAUUUAGUAGAACUUAAUGAAGAAACAGGUGGUUUAAAAACUCAAGUGUUUCAUCAUCCUAUUGGAGAAAUUUGGUCCUUACAGGCUUCUCCUAUAGAACCUAAUAUAUUUAUUACAUGUUAUAAUACUUUAAGUGAUGCUGGUUAUUGUGAAAUGAAAGGAGCUCUUUGGAAAUUGCCAGAAUUGAAAGAAUAUACAAAUGAUGUUGAACACCUCAAAAAAUUAGCAGAUAUUGAUACCACAGUAUAUGGUACAGAUCUUAAAACCAUUGCUUAUCAUCCUAUGGAUUCAACAAAAGCUGUCUCAGUUGUGGAUAAUAAAUUUAUAUUAUGGGACUUAGCUGAUAACGGACCACAAGCUACUACUUCUGGUGCUUUAGCUAGUAAAGGUCAACCACGUUUCACAAAUGGAAAAUGGAAUCCUCAUAAUGGUUGCAAUCAGUUUGUCACAUUAAAUGAUAAUAAUGUUCGUGGAUGGGAUUUCAGAAAUCCUUCUGAAGCAUCUUGGACAAUUUUGUCUGCUCAUUCUCAAAUAAUUAGAGAUUUAGAUUUUAAUGCAAAUCGUCAGUAUAUUUUAUCUACAUGUGGAGAUGAUGGGUAUAUGAAAUUUUGGGACAUUCGUUCACCUACAGAACCUGUAUUGUCCCGCAUGGAACAUUCACAUUGGGUGUGGAGUAUUAGAAUUAAUCGUUUUCAUGAUCAAUUGGUUUUAACUUCAAGUAGUGAUUCAAGAGUAAUAUUAUGCAGUAUUGCAUCAAUUUCUUCAGAACCCUUUGGACAUAUAGUACCUCCUGAAGAUGAGUGUACACAAAGUGAUUACAAUUGCAAAAAAGAAAAGCUUGAGGAUGGUGUUGUGGGCAGAUAUGAAGAACAUGAAGAUAGUGUUUAUGCAGUUGAAUGGUCAUCUGCUGAUCCUUGGACAUUUGCAUCAUUAAGUUAUGAUGGUAGAUUAGUUCUUAAUAAAGUGCCCAGAAAGUAUAAGUAUAAAAUACUUCUUUAA
Molecule: messenger RNA, 1216 nt
Organism: Habropoda laboriosa
Lineage: Eukaryota; Metazoa; Arthropoda; Insecta; Hymenoptera; Apidae
Product: protein TSSC1
Exons: 6
Coding region: 86-1216 (376 amino acids)
Biological process (GO): protein ubiquitination
Molecular function (GO): protein binding
Source: RefSeq, a predicted model, not a curated record